This is a messenger RNA of Durio zibethinus, 2008 nucleotides long. It is a transcript of the gene ROPGAP3, whose product is annotated as Rho GTPase activating protein with PAK-box/P21-Rho-binding domain-containing protein. NCBI's taxonomy places the organism in Eukaryota, Viridiplantae, Streptophyta, Magnoliopsida, Malvales, Malvaceae. Gene Ontology annotation, biological process: signal transduction. Gene Ontology annotation, molecular function: GTPase activator activity. The record is from RefSeq and is a predicted model, not a curated record.
UCUCCACUCUCAAGCAACCUCCGCCCCUUCUCUCCAUUUUCUUUUCAACCAAACAAACUCUUUUACUUCUUAAUUUCUUGCUCCAUUGCUUUCAUACCCGCCUUAACUUCUUCAUUUUUUCUUUAUUAUUAUAUUUCUAUGUUUCUUGCUUCUCUUUGUCUCCUAAAUCCCUUCACUUUUAAAUAAAUUUUAAAAAAUCUGAAAGAGAGAGAGAGAGCGAGAAGAGAAAGAUGACGGGCUUGUUUCGAUCCAAAUCUUGCGGACUCGUCGGACUCACUGAGUUCAACAAUGCUCCUCCGGCUCCGUUCUUCCACCAAACCAAAACCAGCGACGAUGAAGCCAAUGACGAAGAAGAGGAACAGGAGGAAGAGUUUGAAGAAGACGAAGAAGAAGAAGAAAAUGGGUCUGCUGGAAACCCCAUUGCUACGACUCCGUUCAUAAGCCCGACGUCGAGAUAUGGUUGUAGUCAGGGGAAUAACAGUAAUUCAACGUCCAAAGACAAUAACCAUUCCCCGUUUCUGGAUAUUUUGGCAGCGUUGUUAAGGAAGUCGCUGAUCACGUGCAGCAUGGGUACUGACGACGUGUCUUCCAUGGAUAUUAGCUUACCAACUGAAGUCAGGCACGUCUCUCACGUGACUUUCGACCGCUUUAAUGGUUUCCUCGGCUUGCCUACUGAGCUCGAGCCUCAUGUUCCCAGAAGGGUUCCCAGUGCCAGUGCAAGCGUUUUUGGAGUUUCAGCCAAGUCAAUGCAGUGUUCUUAUGAUGACAAAGGGAACAGUGUGCCAACAAUUCUUCUUAUGAUGCAGAGGCGUUUGUAUGCAGAAGGAGGCCUUAAGGCGGAAGGAAUAUUCCGGAUUAAUGCCGAGAAUAGUCAAGAAGAGUAUGUCCGAGACAAGUUAAACAAAGGUGUAGUACCACGUGGAAUUGAUGUCCAUUGUUUGGCAGGUUUGAUAAAGGCAUGGCUUAGAGAACUUCCUAGUGGAGUACUUGAUUCCCUCGCACCAGAGCAGGUGAUGCACUGCAACACGGAAGAUGACUGCACUGAACUUGUGAAGUUACUUCCUUCGACAGAAGCUGCUCUACUUGACUGGGCUAUCAAUUUGAUGGCGGAUGUUGUGCAGCAUGAACAACACAACAAAAUGAAUGCACGCAACAUUGCGAUGGUUUUUGCACCAAACAUGACUCAGCUGGCUGAUCCUCUGACGGCAUUGAUUCAUGCCGUGCAAGUAAUGAACUUCCUCAAAACACUGAUCUUGAAGACACUUCAUGAAAGAGAGGAGUCAGCUGCCAAGGACAGGUUGCUGCCAUCAUGCUCAGGUUCUCCUACCGACAUUACCAACAUCCAUUCUGCAGCCACAGACAGUGGCUUAUCCCAUGAGCAAGUUCAGGAAGCAUGUGUAUCUGUGGAACCUUCCACUGCUAAGUUUUUGAGGGCUGCCACACUGAAUAGACUGGACAGUGGCCCUGAAGAGAAACUAUGGAGCUUGCAGAGGAAUGAUGCAGAAGAGGAAUUUGAGUCCAUAUCAGGUAACAGCACGCCAAAUGCAUGUGAAAUGGGGACCGUUGAAAAUGAAUGUGGAGGUGGAUAUGAUAAUGGGGAUCGACUAAGUUUAAGAAAAGGUGUAAGGCGGUUAUGCAGGCAUCCCGUAUUUCAGUUGAGUAAGUCGACUAAGAAGACACGAAAUCUUGGGAUUGUAAAUACUAGAGGAGGUGGGGAAGCUUGGGUGUGAUACAUCGUUGUCACAACAUCAGGAAGUGUCUAUAUGUUACUUGUUUAUCAUUGAGUUGAUUGCUGGUUGUGUAUGCAUUAUAAUGGUAUAGUUCUUGGUGUUUGAGCCAAAUUUAUAGUUUCUAGGAUUUGUUUGGAGGCGCUAACUGAAGCUAUAGAUUAAUGAUCUCUGAGAGUAAUAUCUCUCUUUGUAUCCUUGUACUAUCUGUGUGAUGUGCAAUAAUAGUGUUCAAAAUUUGUUAGAACCAAGUUUGAAAGAUUGAUAAAUGUUGAGAUGCA